GGAUACUGUGAUGAGGUGUCGGAACAAUCAUUUGGGGUACACCGCGAAGCACUAGAUCUUCGGGCGUGGCCGUGAACCCAAAGCAAAAACCAUUCUCUCUCUCUCUCUCUCAAACACCCCGUACUUCUGGAGGAACGAAACUCCAUAACCAUCGAAGAAGCAUACUCUCACUCACUUCACUUCACUACACUCUCCUCCGUUUUCCAAUUUCCAUGGAUCUCUGCUGAGUGCUGAUUCUGUAGAACCUCCUUUCCGCAGAUCCAUGGCAAACUUCCUCGCUCAGUUCCAAUCCAUCAAGAGUACCUCCGAUCGCCUCGUCAUUUCAGUCGAGGAUGUGAGUGACUUGUGGCCGGCUGUCAAGCCUGCUUUUGAAGCACGGUUGCCGUUCAAGCAAGGGUCUUUGAAUAACAAGACACGGAACCCUGUCUUAGUCGAGAAGUUGCCAGCUGAGUUCAUAUUAACUACAGAUUCAAGGCUACGGAGCCGCUUCCCUCAGGAGCAGCUGUUAUUUUGGUUUCGAGAGCCGUAUGCAACUAUUGUACUUGUUACCUGUGAGGAUCUUGAUGAGUUCAAAACGAUCCUCAAACCACGUCUGAAAUUAAUUGUCCAAAAUGAUGAGAGAGAAUGGUUUAUUGUAUUUGUAUCUAGAGCUCAUCCAGCAAAUGAUAAGGCAAGCGCAAUGGCAAAAAAAGUAUAUGCCAAACUUGAAGUUGAGUUUAACACCAAAAAAAGAGAAAGAUGCUGCAAGUAUGAUAUACAUUUGCCUGAAUCAAAUUUUUGGGAAGAUCUAGAAUCAAAGAUAAUGGAGUGCAUCAGAAAUACACUGGAUAAGCGUGUACAAUUUUAUGAGGAAGAGAUAAGAAAGCUCAGCGAACAGCGGCUCAUGCCAGUCUGGAACUUCUGUAAUUUUUUCAUUCUGAAGGAAAGCUUGGCGUUUAUGUUUGAAAUGGCACACCUCCAUGAUGAUGCCUUACGGGAGUAUGAUGAACUUGAACUCUGCUAUAUUGAAACAGUUAACAACACUGGAAAGCAAAGAGACUUUGGAGGGGCAGACCAUGGUGACGAUCAAGCAGCAUUGCUUAAUCCAGGAAACAAAGCUUUGACGCAGAUUGUCCAAGAUGACUCAUUCAGGGAGUUUGAAUUUCGACAGUAUCUAUUUGCCUGUCAAUCAAAGCUCUUAUUCAAGCUAAAUCGUCUAUUUGAGGUUGCAUCAAGAGGUUAUUCGUUCAUAAUAAGCUUCUCAAAAUCUUUGGCACUGCAUGAGCGUAUUCUGCCCUUUUGCAUGCGUGAAACCUGGGUGGUAACUGCUUGCUUGGCUUUAAUUGACGCAAUACUUUCUAAUUAUAAUGAUGGACUUAUGGCACCUGACAUAGAGAAAAGGUUCUUUCAUCUUCUAGGUGACCUAUAUUCGCUAGCAAGAGUGAAGUUCAUGAGGCUUGCCUAUUUAAUUGGAUAUGGAACUGAAAUUGAAAGAAGUCCUGUCAACAGUGCUGCUCUCAGCUUGCUAUCUUGGCCUAAGCCAGCAGUUUGGCCUUCAGUUCCUGCAGAUGCCUCAGCAGAGGUGCUUGAGAAAGAAAAGGUGAUUCUUCAAACUACGUCUAGAACCAAGCCUUUUGGUAUCCAGAGGAAGCCCCUGCCUCUUGAACCUACUGUGCUGCUGCGAGAGGCCAACAGGCGGAGGGCUUCACUUUCAGCUGGAAAUGCAUUUGAAACAUUUGAUGGUCGCCAGGGUAUAACCGAAGGAUCAGGUUUUGAUGCAUCCACAAGGAUGUCGCCAUCACAGAAAGUACCUCCAAGUUCCAUACCGCGCACUAAUUCUUCACCUGGAAACUUUGAUGGCUCAAUUGACCGGCCUAUGAGGCUUGCUGAGAUUUUUGUUGCUGCUGAGCAUGCUUUGAAGAAAACAAUUUCCAGCCAAGAACUGUUGAAAUCAUUAUCAUCAUCUGAGGAAUUUGAGCAAAAAUAUUUGGAGCUAACUAAAGGUGCUGCUGACAAUUAUCAUCGUUCCUUGUGGAAAAGACAUGGAGUUGUCCUUGAUGGUGAGAUAGCAGCUGUCUCCUUUAAGCAUGGGCAUUUUGAUCAAGCUGCAAAGUCAUAUGAGAAGGUUUGUGCACUUUAUUCCGGUGAAGGAUGGCAGGACUUGUUGGCUGAGGUCCUCCCUAAUUUAGCCGAGUGUCAGAAGAUACUCAAUGAUCAAGCUGGUUACUUACUAUCUUGUGUGAGGUUACUCUCUCUUGAUGAAGGAUUGUUUGAACGAGAUGUAUCAUCAUUAAUAACAUUUUCUGGAAAUCCUGGACCACCGUUGGAGUUAUGUGAUAGGGAUCCUGGUACCCUUUCUGUUACUGUUUGGAGUGGUUUUCCAGAUGAUAUAACUCUUGAUUCAAUUAAUCUUACGUUAGUGCCAACAUCUAGUGUUGAUGAAGGUGCAAAGGCAUUGCAGAGUUCUACACCUAAUGUGUUACAUCCUGGUCGGAAUACUAUUACCUUGGAUCUGCCACCCCAGAAACCAGGAUCUUAUGUUCUUGGAGUUCUUACUGGGCAGAUUGGGCAGUUGAGGUUUAGAUCUCAUAGUUUUUCAAAAAUAGGUCCUGCAGAUACUGAUGAUUUCAUGAGUUACGAAAAGCCGGCUAAACCUAUUUUGAAGGUGUUAAGGCCUAGAGCUCUGGUUGAUCUUGAUGCUGCUGUUUCCUCGCCUUUGUUAACAAAUGAACGUCAGUGGAUUGGUAUUUUAGUUCGACCGAUAAAUUAUUCCCUCAAAGGUGCUGUCUUGUAUAUUGAUACUGGCCCAGGGUUGGAGAUUGAUGACUCGCAUGUCAUUGAGAUGGAAACCUAUGCUGGUGUAUCAGAGAAUGAUGACAACAAGGUGCAGAAAGACGGUGCUCAGAUAGACUCUUUAAAUUAUGAGAAGAAGGUUGAACGCUUGACUCUUCAUAAUGGAAAAAUUGAGUUUCCAAAUUGGGCAAGUGAGAGCCAUGAGUGACAUGCUCAGCAGAGGAUCAUCAUCAGUUACAACUAGGAGAGAGAGCAUUGUAGAUGCCAUGAGAACAAUUGCUCUGAACCUUGAAUUUGGAGUAUACCACAAUCAGAUAUUCGAAAGGACCCUGGCAGUUCAUUUUACAUAUCCUUUCUAUGUGACGACACGUGUAACCGAUAAAUGCAAUGAUGGUACAUUGCUUUUGCAGGUUAUACUUCACUCUGAAGUAAAGGCUACACUGACCAUAUAUGAUGCUUGGCUUGAUCUUCAACAUGGAUUUAUUCAUAAUGGUCAAACUGAGGGUAGACCUAGUUCAAGCCUCUUCCCACUAGUCAUAUCUCCUACUUCCAAAGCAGGAAUUUUGUUUAGUAUCUGCCUUGGCAAGACAAAUGGAGAAGAAGACAGAAAGCAGCAAGAAAGCAUAUUAAAUAUCAAAUAUGGAAUUUCUGGUGAUAGAACAAUUGGAGCCCACCCUCCUGUCAUGGAUGAAUCUACUAAAGUUGAUGGUGCCAGACAGGAGUUGAUCUUCAAGAAUGCAAUUACUUUGCAAAGGCCUGUGCUUGAUCCAUGCUUAGCUGUUGGUUUUCUUCCUCUCCCUUCAGAUGGUCUAAGAGUUGGGCAACUAGUUAAGAUGCAAUGGAGGGUGGAAAGGUUAAAGGAUUUGGAUGAGAAAGAAGUUCCUGAACAGAAUGAUGAGGUUCUAUACGAGGUAAAAGCGAAUUCUGGAAAUUGGAUGAUAGCUGGGAGGAAACGAGGGCAUGUGUCGCUCUCCCCAAAACAAGGUGCAAGGAUAAUUAUCUCAGUAUUAUGCAUGCCACUGGUAGCUGGCUAUGUUCGCCCGCCUCACCUUGGGCUACCAGACGUUGAUGAAGCGAAUGUAAGCUGCAAACCUGCUGGGCCGCAUCUGGUUUGCGUUUUGCCCCCAGCUCUGAGCUCAUCCUUCUGCAUUCCAGUCAAUUCAUGAGCUCACCGGUCAGCGCUAUUGUUCCACAGAAGUUUUAUCUAGUUCGUGUUAUCUUAGUGAAAUUUGAGAAAACUUUACAUAGUUUCAUUAGUUUGUGCCAAGUAGGAAAGUGUAACAUUUUUUCCCUAUGAUGUUUCAUUGCAUGAGAAAUCUUCAUAGUUAUAUUUGUGUUUUCUGAUGGUGUUCCAGAUUAUUAGUCACAAUCCCGGCGCUUGUACAGUGGAAUUUUGUAUAAUAUAGAUAUUUGGAUCAAAAACAUUCUUUUUGUCUCAUAA
Molecule: messenger RNA, 4213 nt
Organism: Arachis duranensis
Lineage: Eukaryota; Viridiplantae; Streptophyta; Magnoliopsida; Fabales; Fabaceae
Product: trafficking protein particle complex II-specific subunit 130 homolog
Biological process (GO): intra-Golgi vesicle-mediated transport; early endosome to Golgi transport
Cellular component (GO): TRAPPII protein complex
Source: RefSeq, a predicted model, not a curated record